This is a messenger RNA of Spizellomyces punctatus DAOM BR117, 5159 nucleotides long. RefSeq lists its product as uncharacterized. NCBI's taxonomy places the organism in Eukaryota, Fungi, Chytridiomycota, Chytridiomycetes, Spizellomycetales, Spizellomycetaceae. Gene Ontology annotation, cellular component: cytoplasmic stress granule; cytosol. Gene Ontology annotation, biological process: positive regulation of translation; mRNA stabilization. The record is from RefSeq and is a predicted model, not a curated record. The transcript has 6 exons. The coding region runs from base 513 to 4595 and encodes 1360 amino acids. Gene Ontology annotation, molecular function: RNA cap binding.
GCUGGGGAACCUCGUCUUGGAUUUUUUUUGCGAGUUCACUGGCCGCAUUUCUCGUUUUUUUUGUUUGCUGGGAUUGGGGUUCGUUGCCUCACGUCACGGCUACAGGAAACGGAAUCUCCGCAACCCCCCGACGUCGCUGUCAUUCUGCAGUCCGCUUUUCCCUGCGCUGUUCCAACGCCAAGGCGGUGUUUCUUUUUUUUCCCGUGUAGAGCGUUUCACCUACCCUUGGUCGUCGUAGCCGCGUGCGUCCGCCGACACUCUUUGAACUGCCAACGUCGUCUUGUUUCGUCGGUUGCCGUUCUAACUUAUAUAUAACCAGCGCUACGCUGCGCGAUCAAUAGAGUUACUCGGGUUUUACACCCCGUCCCCAUUUGCUCGCUGUUGGAGAGCGGGGCACAACUUUCGUCCUAUCGGGGAGCCGCUCGCAGCAGUAGGCUACUCUUUCGGAACAGGAGGGGGCUAAAGUGUGGAUAGUAAAGACACUUGCCCGUGACCUAACCAACCAACUCUCGAUGACUUCCGAAGAGGCGGGGGCUUCAGCGCCUAGCAGUGUGGCUGUCCUUGAUCAGCAAACCGCCUCCGACCAGUUAGUCUCAAAAACUGCAGUGUCAAUGUCUUGGGCAAGCUUGGCUCAAAAGGCCGUUAUUACUGAUGUAUCAUCUAAUGGCGCCGCUUCGCCAGCUGCUGAGACUUCAACAAAAGCUGAAGGGCCCACAUCCAGUGAUGUUUUGUCAGCCGGUAUACAGGCAGACACAGAGGAAGUGAGCAAGACAACAGCUGUGGUGGAAGAUCACCAAGUAGAGUCUGAAGAUGGAACGAAGGAGGAGAUGGGCAGCCACAAUGGAUCCGACAAAAAGCAUGUAGUACCCGCCCCUGUUCCGUCAGUGAAUGUUUGGAAGAUCCGGUUAGAGGAACAGCAAAAGCAGGCUGACCAAAACCGCAAAACGUCGCAGCACAAAAAUCACGAGGAGCGGAGACAACGACAAGCCGCUAAGGACAAAGCCCGUAAGGAACAAGAAGAGAAAGAUGCUGCAGAGGGCUUUGUAAAAGUCCAAUCUAAAAAAACGGGGAAAAAGAAGACCUCUAAGGCGUCGCAGCAGGCUGCAUCCUCAACAGCCGCUUCGUCCACUGGAACUACCGCCAGCAAAAAAUCUGUUUCUAAUAAAGAAGGGGGAACUACUGAGGAAGUGACAUUGUCCAAGCCAGCAGUGUCUGAAAAGGACGAGGUCACACCUGAGCCGACGGAAGUAAAGGAUGGCGCAAAGAGGCCUCGGGAAACACGAACUGGCCCUAUAGCUGCCAAGAUUGUACAAACUGCUGCUCGGAGCGAAAAUCUCCUCGCCAAAGAGGCGGAACCUGCCGUCGCUCCUGUAUCUAACUUGGGAAGUGAGCUCUGGCCAACCCUUGGCAGCGCCCCCACAUCACCACCUCGCCCUGCUCCUGCUUCAUCUACCUCACCAACACCCACCGCCAAGGAAAUUCAUAAUUCAACAUUGUCGGGCUCCAAAAAGGCUGCCUGGGCAAAAUUGGACGUUCCGAUCCAUUAUCCUCCCCCUGCUUCGCUCGCCCCUCGCGGUUCAAGUCGGUCUGGAAAGUCUAGCGGCAAACGGUCUGAAGAGCAGCAGCAGAAAGGAAAGAUCGCUGGAGAGGCUGUUGCAAAAGAAACAACCUCAGCGCCGUCUGUUGGUACAUCUGGAGUCCACUCUAGUCCACGGGUAGAUACUACCAGGCAACGCAGCCGUGGUCCACGGAAUGCACCGCAGCAGCAGGCACCCUCUCGGGGCCCCAGAAGGGGAUCAAACGCAUCUGUCGCGUCAGCCGCGUCUACUGCUGGUGGUACUUCACCUGCACAUACUGGUUCGGUCGAAAAUGCAAUCCCGGCUGCACACCAUGUGUAUGCACCUAAUCAGUCGCGAAGCAGGCGUGGAGGUCGCGGAGGUCGCGGCCGGUCCAGCAUCAGCCGAGGGCCGCGUCAAUAUUAUGGUUAUGUUAAUGGCUAUGCUCAGCCUGUUCUUGGCCAGCUCCAGGCGGGGCCAUAUGCUGCGCCGUCUGGAGCGUACUAUGGGUACCCUGACCCUGAAGCUGUUGAUGUAGAGACCGUCAAAUGGUGGAUCCGUACCCAAAUUGAAUACUACUUUUCUGUUGAGAACCUUUGCCGGGAUAUCUACUUCCGUCGCCAAAUGAAUGCGACCAAUGGUGGCGUGCCCCUUCGGCUCAUCUCAGGUUUCAACCGGGUGCGAUCGUUAAUAAAUGUUGCCAAGUCAAAGACACAGGCGCUGCAGGCCAUGUCUAUGACGCCGUUGAGCCCCGUUGGCGACAAAACUGGCGAAGUGGCUACUGAGCCGGUGGAGCGGAGCGUGAAUGAAAGUACUCUGUCGGUUUCAAAUGUCGAUGUCGAAGCUCCGACAUGGACGAAUGAACUCCUUGGAUCCGCAGUGCAGGGUAGCGACCUCGUGGAGAUUAUUGUAGAUGGCACAGGAGAACAUUUUGUGCGUCGUCGCGACAAUUGGGAGUUUUGGUUGCUUCCACAGGACUCUACCGACCCGACCAAAGUGAGUGAUAGCGUCAGCUCUGCCAAUGGUUCACAGCUUCCACCCUCUCCGGCGUCCCAAAAGCAGGCCUCAGAGGCGGAGUCGAGGUCAUCACUUCCUCAGACACCGAGAAUGCCUACGCCGCCACAAUCGCCCGCGGAUGCGUACACAAACAACAAAGAAAGCACCUCUGAACCCGGCCACCCAAACGGGGUUGGCCCAGCCGUGGGAGCUGGGCGACACCAGGACGACAGCUCGGUGCACCUUGCAGCCGAUGAGAUAGAAGAAGGGUGGGAGAAGGCGCCAGCGCGGAGGCGACAGCCCAAGCAGAGGGCUGCGGACUUCUCACUGUUUGCUGUGAAAGGUUCAGGUCAGAUGGCACGUAGCGAGAGUAAUCAGACCAUCGCUGAAACGGAGGAUAUCUUUGAGCUUGAGGAGGAAGGCGACGAGUGGGUUUCACAUCCAGGUCGGAGUGGACGUAGACGGUUCAGCAAUGCUGGUUUUAGCGAGUUGACCGAGGUCCGUGUUGCCAACGGUUACCGUAGUCAAAAUUGCACAGACUCUGAAGAUGAUGAGGAUCCCGAUAUUGUGGUUGUAGCUCGGCACAUUCCAGUGGUGCCUAAUGGAACCGUGAAUUCGGAAAGUGGGUACGACUCAGCAGAGGAUUGGCACGAUAUUGACGAUGACGAUGUGGACGCAUUGCUGAUUGUUACGCAGCGAACUGAUGACGGUGGGCAAAUGAUUGUGACCGUCCCGAGCAGCCCUCCCUACCAACUCGCGUCAGGCCACGCUCAACCAGCGUCUCAGGCGGUUCAUUCUCACAACCUUCCGCCGCGUAAGCAUGCAACCGCACCGUUUGAGCGCUCUCGUGCGGAGCAGGAGCUGAAUGAGAUCAUCAAUGAAGGCUUGUAUUACUAUGAGCAUGAUUAUUUGACUCCGAAAAAGCCAAAGAAUAAGGUGCUGGCUGUUGAUGGCGACCAGUUUGCAGCAAUGCAGAACGGUAUGCAUUCUCCCAAACCAUACAUUGGUGCGCAGGGCGGAUACUUUGAGGAUCUUCAUGGGAAGAAUAAGGCUAGCAAGACCGUCCCACCCCAAAUUGCUAGUUCCGCACCUAAACCCAUCAAAACACCUCGGCGGUACUGGGAUGCGGGAGCAACCUCAGCUUCUCCUCCUGUUGGCUACUUGAUGGGGGUAUUGGGCAGCUCGUUAACUGACUCUGGAAAAGCCCCUGAGCAAGUCAAUGGCAAAUACUUGGAUAUUCCCACUCGGAAUAGCCAGAGCACAUCCAGCAACUUGAGCACGAGUGUUGGGUCUCAGGCAGGCAGCUUAACCGAGGGCCGUUUGAGUUUCAAAGAGUUUCCGGCCUUCCAACAUCCCAGUUACGAACUCUUGCGCGAGAAUGGAUUCAUCCAACACAAAUACUCCAAAUACCACGCCAAAGCUCUGAAGGAACGUAAACGAUUGGGCCCCGGCUUAUCCCAGGAGAUGAACACCCUGUUCCGGUUCUGGUCUCAUUUCCUCCGAGACCAUUUCAAUAAUCGCAUGUACAAUGAAUUUCGUCGACUAGCUACCGAGGAUGCAGCAGCAGGAUACCGCUAUGGCCUCGAAUGUCUCUUCCGGUUUUACUCUUAUGGUUUGGAGAGCCGGUUCCGGUCCGACUUGUUCCAAGAUUUCCAAGAUAUGACCGUGCAUGACUAUGUCGGCAUGAAACAAUUGUAUGGUUUGGAGAAAUUCUGGGCGUACCUGUACUACCGGAAGGACAAGGCGAAGCGGCCCGAAAUCGAUGACAUGGUCAACGACGUCCUGAAGAAUGCUCUAAAAGAGUUUAAGACCAUUCAAGACUUUAAGAAGGAAAAGCAGCGACGCGGAAUCUUGGAUGGCGACGAUCGUGAGAAAACGGCUCGGAGAAAUCAAGCUGUAAAGGGUUAUGUUCGAGGAAAGGGAAAGAGCAAGAAGACUAAAGGUCACGGGAAUCAGCAGCAGCCGCCAUCGGUGACAAACGGUGGAGACGGUGACGGAGUCCUCUUUGAGAUGGAAAUGGAAUUUCCGCCAUUGGGGAAAUGAAAAACGAAAAAAAAAAAAUCAAAACGAUCAUCUUUUUUACCAUGUGAUAUAGACUUGUGGAUCCAUUUGGUUUGGCAUGGCGAGAACCUUGUUUAGAUGCUUGGAUAAUGCGAAAAUUGGAUGGACUACUGUUCGCGGGAUUGCAUCGCUAAUUGGAGGAGGGCGGUGGUGGUUAUUUGUGCAUGCCUGUAUUGGAGGAGGAUGGAGGAGAUCAACACUUGAGGAUACUAGUUUAUCUGUUUUGCGUUCUGACGCAUACGGUCGAAGCGAGUCGAGUCAGGGGGCGUGAAGUGCGGUCUUUUUUUUAUCGCAUUGUGUAAGAUGCAAUGUUUCCUAUUUCUUUUUUUUUGUUCUUUGCAGGUGUGCUUGUUUUCACUGCAAGGCCCCCUUUUGUAUUUUCUUGAGUUGUGUGUUUCUGUCAUGGUUGUCGGGGUGGGCGGUUCCUUUUUCAAGUGAAGUAUCAUUAUAAAAUUCACACGAUUGGUGUUUUUCAUUAUAUUUUUCAUGUUCUACUCUCUCAGUACGCUUGGCAAGAGCAUAUUGCCAAAAACAUUGCACAAAAAA